AUGGCGACACACAUUCACAAGGCGGGAGAUCCGCUGUCGCAUCAGCAAUGGAGCCGUCAAACGAGAGCUGGAAAGCGUAUUCAUUACGAUCUCAUGGUCAUUCAACAACCUGAGCGUGCCAGAGCAUGUGGAUCUGGACCUAAAUCUUCUGCUGAUCGUCGACCUGUUGACCCUCCGCCUAUUGUUCGCUUGACGGUGUGGGAGGGCGAGACCAUGGCCGAAGCCAAAGAUGUUACCAUGGACUACAACUCCGACUUCUUUCUCUUUGUAUCUCUGGAGAACGCCCGUCCCAUGGCACACGGUCGUGUGCAAACACCAGCAGCUACGUCGCCUCCCGUCUUGACUGGUGUACCCGUUUCCGCUUGCUGUUACCUUGAUCGCCCAUCGCCAGCUGGCUACUUUCUCUUCCCGGACCUAUCUGUACGCCACGAGGGACGCUACAAGCUAAUCUUUCGACUGUACGAGCGGAACAAGGACGCUCAGGACCUGAACCCCAUCGACCAGGGUGACAACAUGGAGGACGAGGACGGUCUAUUUUUCACAUUUCUUAACGAGGUCAGAUCGCAACCUUUCACCGUCUUCAGCGCCAAGAAGUUUCCCGGCCUUGCGGAGAGCACACCACUGAGUCGCACUGUGGCUGAGCAAGGGUGCCGCGUCAGAAUUCGGAGAGAUGUCAGGAUGCGUCGUCGUGAGAAUAAGGGCGCUGCCCAGACAAAUGAUUACGAACAGCGCGAUGAGGAAUAUGCCAAGGAUCGCAGAACUCAGUCUCCGGCUGACGCCUACCGCAACCGAUCUCUUAGCAGCGCAAGCGACCGUCGCGCAUCCGGCUUUGACCACCACCCUCCUCCACCCGCACUGGCUCCCAGCCAACGUCUGCUGAGCUUUGCUGCGCCAACGUACAACAAGCCAUACCAGCCUGCACCGCCGGCGCCGGCACUGCACUCGGAGCCAGUCUCGCCAGCAGCCCACACACCUUCUUACCGUCACAACUCGUUUGCCUCAUCAUCAGCAUACCCGCCAACUCCAACCUAUGGGCACCCGUAUGGCGACAGAACAGCGUCGCACGUAGUGGAAGACAGACGGUCGUCGUUGACGUACCCGUCAAUGCCUGCACAACCAGUUUCAGCAUAUGGCCCACCUCUUCAGCCAAGGCCGCCAAUGCCGCCGAUUGAUACGGGCUUCCGUCGCGAUUCUCAAUUGCCUCCAAUGAUCAAGCCCGAACUGCCGUCGCCAACAACUUCCCUUAUUCCGAGUUCUAGCUCGUCAAUCAGCGGAACGAUUAUCUCUUCGCUGAAGCGCUCAUACGAGGAAUCGAAUGAUGGCGAGUACUCUGUCGACGACCUCAAGUCGCAUCUUGUGUACAAGAGAGCAGGCGGUAACGGCUCAGAAAAGGAAUCUCCUGGUUACAUGGGGGAUGAUCUUCGGGUGGCUAUCGACCCCCAACUACGGGCCGAGGACGAGCGCGACAGCAUGAAGCAUUCUCGCAAACGGUCGUUUCGAUCUCUAGUGGACAACGAACUGCGUUGA
This is a messenger RNA of Pestalotiopsis fici W106-1, 1527 nucleotides long. RefSeq lists its product as uncharacterized. The transcript has a single exon. Lineage: Eukaryota; Fungi; Ascomycota; Sordariomycetes; Amphisphaeriales; Sporocadaceae. The record is from RefSeq and is a predicted model, not a curated record. Bases 1 to 1527 code for a protein of 508 amino acids.